This is a messenger RNA of Trypanosoma brucei brucei TREU927, 1695 nucleotides long. RefSeq lists its product as hypothetical. The coding region runs from base 1 to 1695 and encodes 564 amino acids. Gene Ontology annotation, biological process: positive regulation of GTPase activity; positive regulation of TORC1 signaling. Lineage: Eukaryota; Euglenozoa; Kinetoplastea; Trypanosomatida; Trypanosomatidae. Gene Ontology annotation, cellular component: cytosol. The transcript has a single exon. The record is from RefSeq and is a predicted model, not a curated record. Gene Ontology annotation, molecular function: GTPase activator activity.
AUGCAGACGGUAUGGAAUGUUCCCGCGGUAAUAUUGGGGGAAUUUGAUGCCAUUGAGGGUCCAAAGGAUCUUCAUGUUACAGAGUAUUAUGAAUAUCAAGAAAUGAAUUCGUUUGGUGCACAGAUGCCACAACUUUCUGCGUUUCAUGGAAAAGCGCUUUUCAGUGCUCAUUCAAUUAGCGGAUCGCUGCGCCCUCAUUCUAAGCAGAAAAUGAGAGAACUUGUUGCCCGUGUUCUCGAUUCGAAUGAGUCAAAUGAAGAAUCUGUCGUGAUGUCGGACCCUGAUGCAGGUGGUGUGUCCGGUAUAGCUUUUUGUCUGGGAGACAUACUUGCCCGGGGCGAAAGUCGCCGUUUUUGUGUGAUAAUUACACAUCCUCGAAGUGAUGAGCUCAUACGCCGAUGGCCUGUUCUUUCUUGCUUUAUGAGGAUUUUGCUAGAGGGCUGGGUUGAUGUGACAGAAAGGCGGUUGGCGUCCGAAUACUCUACGUUUCCCGACCUCGAGAGACGGCGUGAGGAGGCACGCAAACGUCCAAUGCGCCCACUGAUGUCGUUGUUGGCGGAAGACGACGAAGCAGAAGCUGAUGCGUUUAGGCGCACCCACAACUUUUUCGAAUGUGUUCUUUUGGCAUUGUUUGGAAGGACGCCAUUGAUACCUGAAGAACCGACCUGCGAAACUGCGGUUUUGAACACAGUGAAACAAUAUCUCGAGAUGAAGCUUCCGUUGGUGGAAACUAUUGAUGUUGAUGUCGGUUGGCCACCUGAAAUCGGCAGAUGCGUAUCAUUGGGCGACAGUAGGGUUGUGUCUUUAGGCCCCUUUCAUUUGCUAAAGCCUCUUUCGGUUUGGUUGCUGGUGUUUCUAGAGUGGAGUGAUACCGGUCUUGACGAAACGGAGUUGCUUUUAUCCGCUCUCCUGCGGGGCAAACAAAUUGUUGUGUAUGGUGCGGACAAUAUCCACUGUGCCGGCUUGGCGAUUUCCUUAUCGCAAAUACUGCCGAGAUCACUCAGGUCCGUUUCAGUUUUCUCGGAGAAGUACAGACUACCAUGCGAAAGUAGAAUACUCAGCUUUAAUACGCCUGUCCGUCUCGGGACGCUUAUCGAAAUGACACGUCAGACGAACGCUGGUGUUCCACAUUCGGACGUGGUUUGCGUAAAUGUAGAUGAUUCGGGGCGUAUCGUUUCCAUCCACAACUAUGGUGCUUGUGGGCGGGGUUCAGACACAGAUAAACCCCACGCAUAUCAUAAAAUAGGGGACGUGUCCCGCUCCAGCGUCGUAAAGCAGUUCACGAAUUUGCUUCGGUCACACAUGUUCGUACCUGCUGCUGCUCGUACGUGUAAAAAACUGCAGUUCCACAUCGAGCAACUAGUGGUGGAGACUGUCUUGCGGGGUCGGCUAUACGCGGAAUUGUUCCAGGAAGGUGCGACCCGCAUUACUAACAAAGACUCACUAUGCUCGGGUAAACGACGCACCUCUUACCGGCACUCGCGUCCAAUUUGGCAUCGUCUAUUUGAUUUCUUCCUGGGAGACUAUUGCCUCCCAUCAAGUAGGCUAGCUUCGGUCGAAUCCUCCUGUAAUGCAAACUUUUUUUCUGGUGAUACUGGCGCCGUUUUUGUUGACUCUGGAGGCAGGGUAGAGCCGAACUCGAUGGUAAACUCUAGCUACGACCAUGACGCAUUAAUUUUUCUUGGGAGUGCGUAG